Messenger RNA from Tetrahymena thermophila SB210, 1128 nucleotides. RefSeq names its product transmembrane protein, putative. The transcript is spliced from 3 exons. NCBI's taxonomy places the organism in Eukaryota, Ciliophora, Oligohymenophorea, Hymenostomatida, Tetrahymenidae. The record is from RefSeq and is a predicted model, not a curated record.
UUAUUAUACCAGAUUAAUUAAUAAGAAAUAUUAAAAUAGUAAAUGAGAUUCAAUCUAUUUAUAACACUUGUUAUUGCAGGAUUAGCAAUAACUCAAGCUUAAAAUAUGAGAGGUUUUUAUGAAAAUCAAACAGCAACUUAAGACGCAACUUUCAAUACUACCCACGUUAAUCUGAAUGACUUCAUUGGCAAUUCAACAAAGGGCGCCUUCAAUAACACAUUAAACUAGACAGCCUAUACAAAUAGCACAACCAUUUCAUUUAAUUUCACUGAGACUAGAAAUUCAACAAACAAACAAAAUAGUACCUCUGGUUUUAAUUACUACUCUAAUCAAACAUAAAAUUAUACCAAUUAUAAUUACACAUAACCUACAAAUAGUAGUUUUGGUUAUGUUAACACUUCGUCCUCAUCAUACAAUUAUACAACUGGUUGGAAUUAUCCUAAUACUACUAAUUCUAGCUCUUAAUACUACAAUAGUUCCUCUCAUUACAAUAAUUCCUCUUAUUACAAUAGAACCUAAUAAGGAAAAGUCAAUAACUCACUAUCAUAAUAACCCUAAUAGUAUGGAAAUUAUACUUACAAACCCUAUAAUAAUAGAACAAAUUACACCUCAUCAAGUUAUUCCAAUAGUACCACUGAAAAUGACUAUGGAAAUACAGGACCUCACUAUACAGAGUAUUCUUCUACUCAUACUGUUGAAUAUCAUUAUGAUUUCAAUGAUUAAUUUAUGGGAUAUUAUUUAAUUGGAGGAAUAUUUAAAUUAAUAAUUGCUGUUGCAUUCUUUUAUGUGAUCACAAAGUGGUGGAAAAACAGAUAAGAAAGAUUGAACUACUUGCGUUAAUCUCAAAUUCCUUUAACCCACCAACAAAUUCCUUAAAACUAUUACCAAGUUUAAAACCCCUAAUUUUAACAUCAUCAAAUACCAUAUUAACACUAAUAAUGGUAAGCACAUUAAUAAGCUUACUUGAAUUAAAGUAAUAAUAUGGUUGCCUAAGCCUAACCUUAAUUCAUAAAUAAUCCUCUCCCAUAAAUCCAACAAGUUCAACCUAUAUAAGUAAAUCAGUAUUCCUCAUUAGAAAUCUAAUAAGGAUAAAGAUAAGCUUAUCCUUCUCUUAGGCCUUAAAACUGA